AUGAGAAAGACCCUUGAAGAGAAACGUGAUGACAGCUACAAUCUUACCACGGUGACUCAGUUUAUCCUCAUGGGGCUCUCUGACCUCCCCGAGGUGCGCUACCCUCUCUUUGCGGUCUUUGCUACGGUCUAUCAGAUCACCGUGGUGGGAAAUGGAGCCAUCCUCUUGGCCAUUGGGACUGAGAAAAAGUUGCAUACUCCCAUGUAUUACCUUCUGGCAAAUUUGUCCCUUUUAGACAUAUUCUGUUCAUCCGUUACUGUUCCCAAGAUGCUAGAGAAUCUCUUGACUGAGAAGCACAGCAUUUCUUUUGUUGGGUGUGCUUUGCAGCUGUAUUUCCUGGUGGCCCUGAUGGGGACAGAAGUCUUCCUUCUCGCUGUCAUGGCCUAUGACAGGUAUGUGGCCAUAUGCCUCCCACUUCGUUACACCCUCAUCAUGACCAAGGUUUGCUGUGUCCGGCUGACGUCUGGGACCUGGGCAGCCGGGUUUCUCAAUUCCCUCAUCCAUACACUGUCGACCUUCAGCCUGUCUUUCUGCAAGUCUAACCGGGUUAACCAGUACUACUGUGACAUCCCACAAGUGGUGGCCCUGUCGUGCUCAUCCACUUACUUGGCAGAGAUGCUUGCUUUAGUGAUAGGAGGUAUCUUUGGGAUCAGCGCCUGCCUCGCCACCUUUGUCUCUUACAUAUACAUCAUCUCUACCAUCCUAAAGAUCCAGUCGGCAGAAGGGAAGUGCAAAGCUUUCUCCACGUGUGCUUCCCACCUCCUGGUGGUCUGUCUGUUCUACGGCACAGCCAUCUUUACCUACAUGCGCCCCUCCUCCAGUCAGCGCUCCCCUGCCCGAGACAGGCUCAUCUCCAUGCUGUACGGCGUGCUUACCCCGAUGUUAAACCCCAUCGUUUACAGCCUGAGAAACACAGAGGUGAAGGGAGCACUCAGAAGGAGAAAAAUCAACGCGCGGUUCAGCGGCGCACUGCGGCGCCGGCGGGCAGAGCUGCGAGACCCGGCCCGUCGGGGGUCGCCGGGUGAGGCGCGAGCUCGGACAGGCUUUCCGACGCCCGCCCCGCCGGCUGCACGUGGACAGCGUCUUGCCCGCCCCGCCGUGGACGUGGGCGGCAGCAGGUUACUCUGCCAGAGCCGUCGUGCAGCGCCCCGGCCCGAGCCUAGGGAGGACGCCCAAACCGCCACAGAAGCCGGGAAAGGUGAGCGCGGGCCCGGGGUGCAGGAAGGGGAGGUGGGGCGUGGACAGGGCCGGUUGGAACCGGCCGGAACCGGCUGCGGCGGGACCCGCUUUCGCCGCGGUCAACUCCGUGGCUCCAAGUCCGCCUGCGGUGAGGUGCCGACCUCGGUCCCCUCCGGCCCCAGGGCGGGCGGGGCCAGCAGCCAGGACCCCAGGACUUCAGGCCUCCCCUUCAGGCCCAGUCUGGCGACUCCGAGUCGGGCUGGAAGGUCUGGACGGGUCCCCGCGCGCAGCCCGGCGCCUCCUGCGGGUUGGGGCGUGACGGCGGGGGUCCCCGCCGAGGGGAAGCCCUGA
Messenger RNA from Lemur catta (Ring-tailed lemur), 1530 nucleotides. Its product is annotated as olfactory receptor 5V1-like. Gene Ontology annotation, biological process: G protein-coupled receptor signaling pathway. The record is from RefSeq and is a predicted model, not a curated record. Lineage: Eukaryota; Metazoa; Chordata; Mammalia; Primates; Lemuridae. The transcript has 3 exons. Gene Ontology annotation, molecular function: G protein-coupled receptor activity; olfactory receptor activity. Bases 1 to 1530 code for a protein of 509 amino acids. Gene Ontology annotation, cellular component: membrane.